UCUCUCUCUCUCUCUCUCUCCCCUUCCCCUCUCUCUCUCUCUCCCUCCCUCCCUCCCUCUCCCCUAUUACACACUCUCCCCUGUCUCCUCCAUUCUGUGGCGACUCAUGUACGUGAUCGUCAGAGCUGCACCCAGCCAAGCUACAGGUUCUUCAAAGAGGACUGUUCAUCUGAUGACUACUGAUCUAGAAGAUCUCCUUCCUAUAUUUACUUCCAUCUUACUAUAGUUUAUUUCAUCUCCUCUGAUUUUAAUGCACUGCUUCCGUCUUAACUUUGAGUAGUAUUUUUAUUAGACCUAAUCCUCUUUCCUUUUAUUAGUUUUCAUUCUGCUUCUUUAUAUCAAUAAAGAAGUGGCUGAUUUCAUACGGAUACCCAGAAGGAUUCACUUAAUUUAUUUUUAAGGAAUUAUUAUUUAUUUACAAACAAAUCUACAUAGGGUUUUGUUUUAUCCCCUUAUUUUUUGCAGCGUUCAUCUCUGUUAUACACAACACACAAAACCUGUGGGCACAAUGUGGUCUAACUUUUUCAUGCAGCAGGAAGAGGAUUCACGAAUGGGUGGGCAUGUGGGAGCCGGGGCCGGGGGAGGGGGAGGGCGAGGUAAAAACAGGUCCAGGUCCGCACACAUGAGUGAGAGCCAAGAGGGCAAGAUCAAGAUAGCAUUUUUUGUGGCCAUUGUGGGAGUGACUCUAACCGUGCUGGGACUGGGCACAGAGUUCUGGGUGGAACUGGCACAGCCUAAACACUUCCAAAACAACCAGUCAUGCCAGAUGGUGCACUACGGCCUGUGGAAGGCCUGUACACGCACACUCUGGGUGUCCGACAUUGACCCGGAGAGAGAGAGCUGUGGCCCGGCAGAGCUGCCUGGAGAAUCAAACUGCACAUACUUUAAGUUCUACACUUCAGGAGAGAAUGCAGUCAUUUUUAAGAAAACAACAGAUAAAACUUUAAGUCUGGCAUCAGCGAUGCUGGCAAUGUUCAGUUUGUUUCUAAUGGCGAUGGGCUCCGUGUGUAUUAUCAUGUCUCUCUCGAAGAAUGUACCUUUCCUCCUCAAGCCUGCGUCUGUCUGCUUUCUCGUCUCAGGCGUCCUGAUCAUGCUGUGCAUCAUAGUUUUCCACCAGUCUGUACUGGCACUGCUGGCAAGUGAUCACACUGUCCCUCUGCACUACGAGCUGUCCUGGUCAGUGGUGUGUGUAGGCUCGGCAGGGGCCAUCCUCCUUGUCGGUGGCAUUCUCUUCCUGUUGAUUUCUUUACCCUUCAAUCCAUUCAAGAAAUGCUUAAUGCACCAAAACAGCAGUGCCUAGUGGACUGGACUCUUUUUUUACUUCUACAUAUUAAUAAACUGACAGAAUUAAAGACUUAAAGACUGACUGGCUGAAAAGUCUGGAAAUGAAGGAUAAAAUAUAAUGAUCUCCUGCAACUGAUUGACACCGUAAUUAGAUUUUAGAAAAAAUUAUGCGCCAAGUGCAACUUUAUUGGGUAAGCUAUAUUAAACAGCAGAAUGGAUCUUGGGUUAUAUAAUUUUUUUUUUAGAUUAUAGAUUAUAGAUUAUAAGGGAUAUAAUCAUCUAAAGAUGAAUACCAUUAUUCAAAGGAACUACAAUCUUCAUUCGUCUUUCACUCUGUAAAUAAUAAAACAAACAAACAAAGAAUCACUUGGUUAAUUUCUAUUGGAUAUAGUAUUAAUAUUAGAUGCAUGUGGAUAUAAGAAGUGCUGAAACAGCUAUGAUACCACUGAUAGCAUUAAAACGAACAUGACAAUGUGCAGAAAAGAAGAGAAAAGAAAAACGUGCACAAAAUUAUUCAUUCAGUUAAAACACAAUGAAACUAAGUAUGGAUAAAAAAGCAUUAAACAAACUACUAGAUAUUUUUCUUACUUUCUCCCUUUGGCACGGUCAUGAUGACCUCCAGCAUGGAGAACGUCUGAUCUCCGGGAUGGAAUUGAGUUGUGGAAGGCUGUUCAGAAAUCGAAGGAGAUUUACUGUAGAUUAUGAAUGCAUCAUUAGGUAAUAAUCUGACCUUUAAUGUUCAAAUUAUUAUCCAAAUUUUAGGUUUCAUGACUUCAAGAGUCUACCGCAUCUUAAACUUCAGCUGUUCCGAAGCGCCUUAGGUUUAUAAAUGAAGUGAGCUCACAGACAAUUUGUUAAAAGUGGUGUUAUAAGCAGUAUUUUUACAUUUGCUUGUCAUCAGCUUUAAGUAAGAUGGCCCACCUCUCACUCUGGAACAUUCCACACCAUGUUAUGUUCAAUUUCCUUCAGAUUUGAUUAGGUUUUAAUAAAGAAAUUCUACUUUCCAAAGCUACUUACUCUACCUGACAUUAUCUGUAGUCAUUCCCAACAGGUUCAUUUUAGUGGGCUUAGUCAGGAAACGUUUAAAAACCAAAAACAUCCAAAACUUCAGGAGCACUUUUUUAUAUCCUUUGAUUAGAUUUGAGGCUAUUUACUGUGGUGGGAUGUACAAUAACAGAUACAGCAAAACACAACAUCAAAUCCCAAAACACAACAGCAGAUUCUGCAGUAUGACUGUAAAUAAAAAAAAACAGCAGAAGAGCAAAACUACAAAUGCAACAGCCAAACUAAAACCUUCAGUAAAACCAAAAACAAUACAGCAAACCCAAAAGCACAACAAAAUUAAAACAUGACAAAAAAACUAAAAUCACAAGAACAAUAGCAAAGGAACGCAAUAUUAUAACUAAAAAUGCAUAAAAAGCAAAAGCAUAAGAACAACUAUGGGAAAAAGAAUUGCUUGUUUGUUCUAAUGGGCUACAGUGUGUAUAUUGGAAAUAUAUCCUAUGUGAACCUAAAUAAAUGUACUUCUGUUUUUAUUCGUGCUUAGUUUGUUAAUGAAUUUUUUUUAUUUAUUUUUAUUCAGUGACAUGCUAAAAGGGGUAAAAGGAAGCAGAUUAUUUCUCAAUAUGAUAAAGAAGCCUUUAUUUGUAACAUAUAUAUGUUACAGCACAGUGAAAUUCUUUUCUUCACACACCCCAGCUUGUUGUUAAGUUGGGGUCAGAGCACAUGGUCAGCCGUGAUACAUUGUCCAUGGAGCAGAGAGGGUUAAGGGCCCAACAGCGGCUGGGGCUUCAACCUCUGACUUUGUGAUCAGGACCCAAAAGCCUUAACCGUUGAGCCACCACUGCCCUAUAAUGACUUUGUAUUGAAUUGUUUUCAUUAGACUAACUAGAUAACCGUCAAUAUAUUAUGUUUCCAAUUAGCAACAAUAGUGCGAUGUUUAAGAUGAUGUACCCAUCAGUUUUACUGUGUAAUAGAUUUUCGCUGCUUGUUGUAGUAUAGUUGUUGUGGUGUCUGAGUUGCUGCUACAUUGCUGUUUUUGUUGUUUUGUUUUGCACUUACAUGCCUUAUAAUUUACCUGCAGUUGCAGUUUGUGAUGUGUCGUCACUCUCCGAUGUAGUGUACAGCGCAGUGUACUCCUAGUGACUUUACUUGAACCUGUGUUUGGGUCUCCUAACAGAACAUCUGGCUGUACGGUGGCAGCAUUGCAGAAUUGUUUAGUGACUAUUAUGUUAAUCUGGUAGAGCUCAGUGUGUGAGUCAGUGCUGUGGAUAAAGGGAUGCAUCAAAGGGAGGCAAAGAAGAUCAAAGUAAUGAGAUCAUACAGGAAAAUCUCAGACUCACGGAUGAGAGAAUAUAUUAAGCAGAUACAUGGUAUUAUUAGCUGUUUUCUUUUCUUUUAACAUUAAUUUUCUUGCCAAUCAAUCAAACAAGCAAUGAGUCAGACAGUCAGUCAAUCAAUCAAUCAAUCAAUCAAUCAAUCAAUCAAUCAAUCAAUCAAUUAACCAACCAAACAACCAACCAGUCAGUCAGUCAGUCAGUCAGUCAAUCAACCAUCCAACCAACCAGUCAGUCAGUCAGUCAAUCAACCAAUCAAUGAAUGAAUCAAUCAGUCAAUCAAUCAGAGUUUCUCCUCUUAGCAGUAAGCUUACGUCUCUUUGCCAGCUCUGUAUAGUUUUUUCCCAGCAGCCCAUCUGUUUCAUAAUUAAGUCUAGUCUAUGCAGAUCAAACUAGCUGGGAACUGUUACAGAAGAGCUGACUGAGUUUUAUAUUGUGCUGGUUGGACUGAAACACAAAUCCCAUUUGAUUUCAUUCACAGCCACCAUACGUUGCUAGAUGAAUAUGCAUUAUGGGUUAGUGAAAAUCAGUUCAGCUCAACAAAGCUUAUAACCUUUACCUACAUUUUAUGGCAUUUGUUGCAUAUAAUAAAUAAAUAACACAAAACAGUUCUAAACUCAUCAAUGUCUUUCAGCUGCUGGAGUCCACAUGCUCUUCGUUUAUUCAUAUACUGAGCGACACUUACUAGUGGCUUUGAACGUGUUGGAAAUGGAUUAUUUAUUCUCUCUUAAAUGAUGGAAACUGUGUGUUCUGUAUGUUCUUACUGUAUGAAAUGUAAAUGACGUAUAAUGUAUUUUUUUUUUUUUACUUAUACACCAACACGUAUCUUUUUGUAUCAUACACAGACCUUCACACAGGCUGUAAAUAAUGUGUUUAUAUUUCACCCAUUUUCACUCUGUUAAUAACUCUUUAUUCAGGUUCAUGUUUGUUUCGAUGUAUAAUGUUGCCUUUACUGUAUAGUUUUGCUUAAGUAUAAAAAUUUUUGCACAGAGAAGCAUUUUAUUUUUUCCUUCCGUCUCUCACUGACUUUUGUAUUUGACUCGGUUUUAAAAUUAGUGCACGGUUCAUGAGAGCACACGGAUUUGUGUGAGUGAGAAAUAUUAUAUUAAAUACUAACACACACACACACACACACACACACACACACACUAUAAAUAAAUUUUUGACGCUAUUAGUUUAAAUGUUUCUGCUCAGCAUUCUUUUUCAAUUUAACACAAAUUCUUACAUAUUUAUAUAUAUAUUACAAAUUGUAUUAUAAGCAAAUUGCCCCUUGCUCAGGGGCCCAGCAUUUGCAUCUUGGUAGACUUGGGAUUCGAACUUGUACCCUUCCAAACAGCUUAAUCACUAGGAUACCACAUGCCACAUACAUAUAGUCCUUUAUUAAAAGAUACAAUGCUUGUGUUUUGCUCUGAUCUAGAAAUGUCUGCAUAUUUAUUAGGCAGGAAGCUAUCCCAAGUGAUGCUUUAACACAGCCAUGUCUGCUUUAACCUCCAGCCUCUUAACAUAUCACAAUCCAUUUGGUGAGAAAAAGAAAAGAAAAAUCAGUUACCUGUGUAAAUUCUCAUCGUAACCAUAAAUGGAUUUGGAAACUGGCUCAAUAUUCCCUUGCUUUUGUUACUGUAUUUCCUGGUAAAAAAUGAACCAAAGAACAAAUGACAUCACGCCAAGAUUUUUACUUUUGUUGUUUUUUUUAUAUAGAAAAUCCGUGCAAUACAGUGUUUAAGUUUAUCCCACAUUUAGAUAAACUGUUUCUUGUGUUGAUAUAUCUAUUCUCACUACAUAUUUAGAGAUGUUCACAUGAAUGCUGUCUGCUUUUUGCAUUUUCAUUGUGGUUUAAUAAACACCUCCAGUUUCAAUAUAGUAAAUGUCUGUG
Tachysurus vachellii is the source of this 5493-nucleotide messenger RNA. It is a transcript of the gene cacng6b, whose product is annotated as calcium channel, voltage-dependent, gamma subunit 6b. The transcript has 5 exons. Gene Ontology annotation, cellular component: membrane; L-type voltage-gated calcium channel complex. Gene Ontology annotation, molecular function: calcium channel regulator activity. The coding region runs from base 509 to 1300 and encodes 263 amino acids. NCBI's taxonomy places the organism in Eukaryota, Metazoa, Chordata, Actinopteri, Siluriformes, Bagridae. The record is from RefSeq and is a predicted model, not a curated record. Gene Ontology annotation, biological process: regulation of calcium ion transmembrane transport via high voltage-gated calcium channel.